AUGGUACUUCCAAAAACCGAGGAGCCCGAUGAUGUGAUGGGAAAAUACCUGGAAGAUGUGUCAAAGCAGAGAUCCUAUCGGGAGGAAAUGAAAACUUGCACGAAAAAAGAGGGUGGCAUGCUACAACUACACGACACGAAACUAAUGGACAGCCGCCAUAAUAGGAAAAGAGGCUAUAGCCAAGGAUUACCUGAGGAGAUUGGCUCCGGUGGACUAAGCAGUAUGAGCCGGGGAGGGGAGAGGGGGCAUGGUGCAGAGCCCACGGUGAGGGGGGCCGGGGAAAGCGGACGUGCCCGGGGUCACAACUCCAGCAACAGGCCUUCCACCAGCGGCUUCCUUUGUCGCCCUCCCUGUUUACACACUCCACUCCGGAUUAUUUCAAUGGGGAGGGGGACUCCUCCCAGUUAA
Molecule: messenger RNA, 408 nt
Organism: Nezara viridula (southern green stink bug)
Lineage: Eukaryota; Metazoa; Arthropoda; Insecta; Hemiptera; Pentatomidae
Source: the annotation of a GenBank genome assembly